AAAACUAAGAUCAUGGCAUCGAGUCCUGUUUCUUCAUGGCAAAUAGAAGGGGAAAAGUGGAAGCAGUGACAGAUUUUUUUCUUGGGCUCCAAAAUCACUGCGGAGGUGACUGCAGCCGUGAAAUUAGGUCUUUCCUACCUCUCCACCAAUUGGAACCAACUCCUCCCCCUUCCUCUUUCCAUCUGUGCUGGUCUUCCUGUGCUACAAACUGGCCAAGCUUCUUCCAUCCUCAGGGCCUUUGCACAAGCUUUUCCUUUGCCUUAGAAUUCUUCCCUGGCCUACCCACUUCCUCAUCCCUCUUCCCCAAGUUAAUGCCUUAUCCUUUAGGUUUCAUUUUAAACAUAUCUUACCCAGGGAAACUUCCCUGUCUAAACAAAUCUACAAUGGAUCUCCCUGUUAUUUGCUUUCACUGUUUCUCCUCAGCAUUUAUCCCAAUUCUUUUUUUUUUUUAAUCCCAAUUCUAAUUAUACAGUUACGUUGCUGUUUUAGGUUUUUUUUUUAAUCUUUUGGCUGUGCUGCACUGCCACACUACACAUGGGAUCUCAGUUCCUCAACCAGGGAUCGAACCUGUGUCCCCUGCAUUGGCAGCCCAGUCUUAACUACUGGACCAUGACGGAAGUCCCUUAUGUUGUUCCUUUAAUUUUCUCUAUUAUUGGAAUAUCCAUAUAAAAUUUAAAUUGUUACAGGGUAUAAAGUCUCUUCCCUUCCCUGUCUCUCUGCUACGGAUUUAUCCUCCUUACAAGUACUUAGUUUUAGCAUUUUGAAUAUCCUUUCAAAAAUAUUUUGAGUAUAUAAGCAAUGAUGUACAUAAUAUUCCUCUUUAUUUUUGCCUUCUCUUUUAUUAACACAGAUCUUAUGUACAUUUUUCCACACUUUGUUUUUAUCUGUUACUAAUAUAUUGUGGCAAUCUUUUAUAUCACUGUGUAAAUAGUUUAUUUUUCAUGUACCAUAUAGUAUGGGCACAUCAUAAUUUAACUUCAAUUAUUAGGCAUUUAGGUUGUUUUCAUGCUUUGGUUAUUACAAACAAUGCUGCAUUGAAUAACUUUGUAUUUAAGGCCAUUUCCCACAUUUAUACCUAUAGUAUAUAUUCCUAGAAUUAAAGAAAUUAAAGGUUAUGCGCAUUUUUAAUUUGGGAAGUAAUUCUCAAACUGCUGUCAACGGAGGCUGUAACAAUUCACAUUCUCUCUAGCUGCAGAGGAAGAAUGCAUGUUUACUCAUAACUCAGUGAAAAUUUUGUUCUCUGCCAAUGUAAGAGGUAGAAAGUAUCUCUUGGAACCUUUAAUUUGCAUGUUUUCUCUUCCUUGCAAAGUUAUAUUUUCAUAUGUUUAAGACGCAUUUGUAUUUCUUCUUUAGUGAACUGUUUCUUCAUAAACUUUGCUUAUGUUAUUAUUUAAUGUGUGACUUCCUCACUACACUCUAAGGCAGGGGUCCCCAACCUCUGGGAUCUAAUGUCUGAUAAUCUACGGUACAGCUGAUGUAAUAAUUGAAGUACACAAUAAAUGUAAUGCUCUUGAAUCGUCCCCAAACCAUCCCCCCUACACUGGUUGUGUGGAAAAAACUGUCUUCCAUGAAACAGAUCCUUGGUGCCAAAAAGGUUGGAGACUAGUGCUCUAAGGUCAGGGAUCCCCUGUAUUUUGCUCAUCACAUAGCUCUUGGUACUGGAAUGAAUGAAGCUCAAAGAAAUGACUGGCUCAUGUUAAGCAGUAGUCAAAUUUAGAACUCAUGUUUGAUUCCACAGCCCACGUAUUUUCACAAUCACCCCGUGGAAAGACAAAGCAUUUAAUUCACCACACCAGGGGCUAGAAAGGUAAUGUAAAACGGCCCAAGUGUGCUGGGAAGCCAGGACUAUGGCAGAAUGGUGAACAAAUGCUACCUACGGUAGCAGCCAAUUUUCAGACCUGUUUUACCAUCAAGCAGGGCUGCACACCUACUGUCGGAUCUUUAUUUACUCCGAGGCCAGAUUUCUGGCUUUCUUAAGAAAUCUCCUAAUUUUUAAGUUUCCCAUCAAUACAAGACUGCAUUCAAAUACAGCCCACCGGCAGGAUCUGCAACCUCUAGCGUAAACAGAAGUUGGAGGCUGAUGAGGCGGGUAAUACCUUAGCUGGAUAAAGACAGCCAAGAAAACUACGAAUUUUUACGUAAGGCGAAAAUGAGGUUCUCAGCCAUAGGGUCUGUAGGGUCUGGGUUUGGGAGCCGGGACUCCCAGAAGGCGGCUUGAAAUAAACGCUGGGUGGCGUCAAAGCUGGGCAGGGCCAGGAGUGGCGGUACCCAGCGCUGUCGGGGGUUUCUCAAGGAACGUCCACACAAGGGCGUGAAGGCGGUAGGGGCUGGCCGGGACGAAGGCGAUGACUGGCUGCGCAUCGCCUCACCGGCUCCUUUAGAGCCAAGUGGACCGAACGGACAUUGUAGAAGAUCCGUUCCGACAUUGUAGAAGAUCCUCAACCUCCCAGGCAAACCCUUCUGCUCGGCGAUCUACUUCUUUCCCUGUUCGGCCCCUCCCCUCUUCCCCAGUCCUACGAGUUCCGUUUGCCUGGUCGUCUGGGAAACCGUCAACUUCCGGCCUCGCAGAGGUGGGCGAAGCUAAGAUGGCUGAAGAGAAACCGUCUGCGAGAACUCAGCUUCCUGUGUCUGCUGAAUCUCAAAAACCCGGGCUGAAAAAAGCUCCAGAGUUUCCUAUUUUGGAGAAGCAGAACUGGUUGAUACAUCUCUAUUAUAUCCAGAAGGAUUAUGAAGCAUGCAAGGCUCUUAUCAAAGAACAGCUUCAGGAGACUCAUGGGUUAUGUGAAUAUGCUAUCUAUGUCCAAGCUUUGAUAUUUCGCCUGGAAGGAAAUAUCCAAGAAUCCCUAAGACUCUUUCAGAUGUGUGCUUUUCUCAGCCCUCAGUGUGCUGAUAACCUCAAGCAGGUGGCCAGAUCUUUAUUUCUUUUGGGAAAACAUAAAGCUGCCAUUGAAGUAUAUAAUGAAGCAGCUAAACUUAAUCAGAAAGACUGGGAAAUCUGUCAUAACCUAGGAGUUUGCUACAUUUAUCUGAAACAGUUUGACAAGGCACAAGACCAGUUGCACAAUGCCCUACAUCUUAACAGACAUGAUCUGACUUACAUAAUGCUGGGCAAGAUCUUCUUGCUGAAGGGAGACUUGGACAAGGCCAUUGAAAUCUACAAGAAAGCAGUGGAGUUCUCACCAGAAAAUACAGAGCUUCUUACAGCUUUAGGAUUACUCUACCUACAGCUCGGCAUUUACCAGAAGGCAUUUGAACAUCUUGGAAACACACUGACUUACGACCCUACCAACUACAAGGCCAUCUUGGCAGCAGGCAGCAUGAUGCAGACCCACGGGGACUUUGAUGUUGCCCUCACCAAAUACAAAGUUGUAGCGUGUGCUGUUAUAGAAAGCCCUCCACUCUGGAAUAACAUCGGAAUGUGCUUCUUUGGCAAGAAGAAAUAUGUGGCAGCCAUCAGCUGCCUGAAACGAGCCAACUACCUGGCGCCUUUAGACUGGAAGAUUCUCUAUAAUCUGGGCCUUGUCCACUUGACUAUGCAGCAGUACGCGUCCGCUUUCCAUUUCCUCAGCGCAGCCAUCCACUUCCAGCCCAAGAUGGGGGAGCUCUACAUGCUCUUGGCUGUGGCUCUGACCAAUCUGGAGGAUACAGAGAAUGCCAAGAGAGCCUAUGACGCAGCAGUCCGCCUUGAUAAGUGUAACCCUUUAGUAAACCUGAACUAUGCUGUGCUGCUGUAUAACCAGGGCGAGAGGAGGGACGCCCUGGCCCAGUAUCAGGAGGUGGAGAAGAAAGUCAACCUACUCAAGCAUAGUAGCUCUCUGGAAUUUGAUCCAGAGAUGGUGGAGGUAGCCCAGAAGCUGGGAGCUGCUCUACAAGUUGGGGAGGCACUGGUCUGGACCAAACCAGUUAAAGAUCCCAAAUCAAAGCACCAGACUGCUUCAACCAGUAAAGCCGCCUGUUUCCAGCAGCCUCUGGGCUCUAAUCAAGCCCUAGGACAGGCAAUGUCUUCAGCAGCCACAUGCAGGAAGCUCUCCUCAGGUGCUGGAGGAACAUCCCAGCUCACAAAGCCACCAUCCCUUCCUCUGGAGCCAGAGCCCACUGUGGAAGCAGAACCCACGGAAGCAUCAGCACAAACCAGAGAAAAGUAGGUGUAGGAUGACCCCAGAGCUGGGCUUGCUUUGGCGAGGACCCACCAGAUUAGGUAGGUCUCAUGACACAGGCAGCACGGAGGCCGGCACGUACGAGAACGUGUUAUGAUCACCAGGAGCCGGAAGCCUUCACAGCCCCUGGCUGCCCCAUGAGCUAGAAGAGGACUUAUCUCCUGCUGACUGAGCCCUUUGUGGAAGAAAAGUCUGAGACAGACCUCUGCUAUCAUAACAAAGUCUUGGCUUGGCUGAGGUGAUUCUUGGGCUGUGUGAUAGGUAUAUUGGCCACCAAGGCAAACACAAAUCUUGAAUUAAUAAUCCAGUUCUAAUAGUAGAAAUUCAGAAGAUGAAAAAAAAAAAAGCUCUUUAAAUUGUGGCCUAGUCUAUUGAGUAUCUCAGCUGCACUUGCCCAGAAGAAUCCAGAAAAAGUCCCUAUAGCUUGUUCUUGAGCGAGGUCAGAGUGCAGAGCCAGAUCAUGUCAGUAUGAAAAGGGAGAAAGGGCUGGUCUGGUAUCAGCACCAAGGAUUGAGGGAAAAAAAGAGCUUCUUAACUGAGGAGGUUUUAGACAUUCAGUGAUACCACUGACCAGAUGCUAGCAAUACAUUAUGUAUCAUCCCUUUGGGAAAAGUUGUUAUUAAUGUGUAAGGGAUCACAAUAAAAUGUUUCUGGAAGAACCUUG
Molecule: messenger RNA, 4821 nt
Organism: Bubalus bubalis (water buffalo)
Lineage: Eukaryota; Metazoa; Chordata; Mammalia; Artiodactyla; Bovidae
Gene: BBS4
Product: Bardet-Biedl syndrome 4
Exons: 16
Coding region: 2586-4145 (519 amino acids)
Biological process (GO): cilium assembly; protein localization to cilium
Cellular component (GO): ciliary basal body
Molecular function (GO): protein binding
Source: RefSeq, a predicted model, not a curated record